Messenger RNA from Tinamus guttatus (white-throated tinamou), 1949 nucleotides. RefSeq names its product leucine rich repeat containing 70 (gene LRRC70). Gene Ontology annotation, molecular function: protein binding. The record is from RefSeq and is a predicted model, not a curated record. Gene Ontology annotation, cellular component: plasma membrane. Lineage: Eukaryota; Metazoa; Chordata; Aves; Tinamiformes; Tinamidae.
CAGAGAUGAGUGAGAAGGCCAAAGACAGGGAUAUGUGUGGACUACAAAGUUCUCCACCCUGCAUAGGAGCACUCCUGUAUGUCCUUAGCUGUUUUCUUUUGUUGCUGCUCCAGAAGGAGACUCUUGGCUGCCCGUCCGUGUGCCGGCUCUGCACAGGGAGGCAAGUUAACUGCCGUAACUUAGGGCUUUCCAGCAUCCCGCGGAGCUUCCCCCCGCAUACGGUUCUGAUAUACCUCAGUGGCAAUAAUAUAUCACACGUGGCUCCAAAUGAAUUAACAGGCCUUCAGAAACUUGCUGCCCUGUACAUGGAUAAUUGCAGUAUUUCAUAUGUGCAUCCGAAAGCUUUUGUGGAUCUCCAUAAACUGUGCUACUUGCAUCUAAAUAACAAUAAUAUUAAGCGCCUGGAUCCAGGAAUAUUUGAAGGUCUUUCCAGUCUUCGUUGUUUAUACCUGCAGAAUAAUCGAAUAGCUUUUGUUCCUAGAGGAUUAUUUAGUGAUCUCCUUUCUGUUAGAUAUUUAAUGCUUCAAAGGAAUCGUCUCAGUGUCCUUGGAAGUGGGAUGUUUUCAGGAAUGUUAAGUCUCCAAACACUUAAUCUAGCCAAUAAUAAGAUUUCACGGAUAUCAGAUUCAGCAUUUUAUCACCUUGAACACCUCGUGUAUUUGUUCCUUGAAGGUAACAACUUAACGGUCGUGCCAUCAAAUGCCAUUGGAAUACUCAAAAAUCUUGAAAAACUCUCUUUGUCUCACAAUCCUAUUGGAUCAAUACAUCCUUUUGCAUUUAAAGGACUUAACAGGCUCAGAUAUCUGUCUUUAAAAGGUGCAAAGCUAAAAUAUAUUGCUGUAAAUGGAUUUUUUGGAUUGAACAACCUCAGCCAGUUAAUCUUAAGUUAUAAUGAUUUAGAAAAUAUAAGUUCCAGCAGUUUUACUUUAUUGCAUAAUUUAAUGUAUCUGCAGCUAGACAGAAAUAAAAUAGCCAGUAUUGGUGACGGUACCUUUGCGAAUAUGGGGCAUUCACUUAAAAUACUAAGUUUAGCAUUUAACAAUAUUACAGAGUUGCAACCUGGAGUGCUCAAGCCCUUAGUGUCUUUAACUCACUUGCAGUUAAAUUACAAUCCUUGGAACUGCAGCUGCAAAAUGCUUGCCUUACAUAAAUGGCUAGCAUCGUCUUCUCUCUCUGCAAAAAUUGAGUGCCAAAGCCCGCGCCGCAUGCGUGGCAGACCUUUACGUUAUGGUAAGUUGACUCCAUUUGCCAACUGCAGUAGCCCUACUGCCAGUCCAGAAGCGGUCUGGAAGGCAGGGGCUGCAGGUGGUCAGCACAGCACCACCGCUUGGCUGGUGGCCUGGCAUAAAGCAGACAGGCAUAAAGCAGACAACACGUCUGGACGGUUUUUCAGCGUGGGGGCUGGAUAUCUUAAUUUCUGGGAAGGAGCUACAGCAACAUCUGCUAACCCACUGCCUUAUGAAAAGACUGCUGCUGAACAUCCAUCGCAGGCAGCUAUGACAUUGUCACUGUUGCCAGCGCAAGUGCCAGAGGAGACUGUACCUGUUAACACAACUGUACAAAAUGCAAGUUUGUCUCCGUCAGAUGCAGGCUCUGUGUCGUUAAAACCUUCCCUGCUUUGUACACAACAAAUUGAAAAGCUGAAUCAGGCUUUUGACAUUUUACUGGCUUUUUUCAUUGUGGCCUGUGCUGUAAUCCUGUUCCUAACGUACAAAAUUAUUCACUUUAGACAGAAACUAAAGGUGUUAGAAAAUUCGGGGGAAAAGAGAAUAGAAUAUUAUGGUUUUUAUCAGCCUGGCAGAUACAGCAUACCUGACCCAGUGCAGUCUCUAACUCAGAAUUCAGUGGGACAUUCAGAAUUGGACCAAAUUAGGCUGCUCAAGAGAACAGCAUCAGAGAGUCAGGCACAGGUCAUACUGUUUGAACAUUCAGCAUUGUAAUUUUACCUC